CUGAUGGCGGUUGCCCAGGCGAGGUGGGCGGACAAGGCGGCUGGGGAAGGAGCGAAGAGUGCGCCGGAGGGCAGGCGCAGGCAACGCUCGACUGCCACCUCUCACCACGCAUCUUCCCCGACUCUCCAUCACACCUGCCCUGCCCGGGGACGACUGGUCGACUGCGAGAAUGAAUUGGACCGGCGGCAGUCUGCAACGCUCCAAGCAGGCAAACAAAGGCGUCGUCCAGAAGCAGAAAGCUCACUUCGCCCGGGCCCGUACUCAGCUGCAAAAUGCUCCCAACGCGCCCGCCGCCUCGUUCCGCCCGGGCUUUUUCCAGGACGAAGAUGCCAGCGUGGGUGGCCGGUUACCGCCGCCGAGUUCCAGGUCUGUUCGUCACACCGGCCACAGCAAGACGCUCAGAGACAGACGCAGCAGAGCAAAGUCGCCACUCAUUCGUGAUGAACCCGGAGCUGAGACGGGCACCCUUGCUGAGGAAAGCUCGCGAAAGAGACGUCUUGAUGCGACCACAACCACUCAGCCCGCGAUAAGCAGCGGGCCGAAAAGGGAAAAGGACGCGACCGACGCUGACGCUGAGGAGGGACUCCUAGAGGCCAGAAGAAGAAGAUUGCUGCAGCAAGGGGAUUGGGCAGGCUUAACACGCCCAAAGCCCGUCUCGAUGCACUUUCAAUCAAGCGAAGAAAAGGAUAAGAUAGGGAAACGCAGAAAGAUCAAGGACCAUCGCGCGGCAACGACGCUGCAGAGCACCCGCCACAGGCUCGUGCCGCGCCUGGCACGGGAUGAAGGCAGCAAUCAUCCCGGAUUGUACAUGCGCGGCGCGCUCCAAAAUGAGGAUAUCAGGAUCCGAAUCGGGACGGAUGCAUUGGCCAAUCUAACGCCCACACAACGCCCCUCCGCGGGUUCCCGUUCGCUUGGGGUGGGAGUGUCCCGCGAUGAGUCUUCUGAUACUAUGCUCUUUGACAAUGAAGACUUGCAUACUGCCCAGGGACAGCGAGUGCAGCCAGCGCCGAGUGACGACCAAAAUCCAAGGGUGUUCGUGGGGGUGCACUCGCGAGCCCGCGCCGCCUUCCGACGUCUGCGGGGUGAACCAACAGUUCGCUCCAUUCCCCCCGACGGAGAGGGCGAAGUUGAACGCUGUUUGGGAGAGCGCAAUGAAGGAGAGGGAGCUGGACAUGACUGCACCCACUACAAGCCUUCCCAAGAGAAUACUUCCUUCGGGCAGAGCUCGCAAGAGAAUGACGCCAUUUCAGGCUGUUAUAUCACGCAGCGUAUUGGAGGCGUCAUUGGCCCUCUGCGACUUGUCUUCAACCACACCUCCGAGCCCCAGCCAGAGAUUGAGGACGCGCAGGCAUCGGAUGGUAACGCGACCGUUGAUACAAUUCGUGCCCAUGAUUCGGCUAAUGCACGGCCGCGUGGAAAGGGCAGUGGGAAGAAACACCCGGAUUUCAGUGGGGCUUUCGCGCACCCCUCUGGGAUCGUCGAUGAUGGGCCUUGGAGGUCCUUGCUUCCUAUUUCCGACAAUGGCUCAAGCCACUCAUCAGCAUUCGACCUGUCCUUGAUUGACAAAACGGAUACCCAUCAACACCGGAAGCCAUCUCGGGAUCGAGAUUCUGAGCCCACGCCCUGGUCACAACAUGCCACCCAAGGCGAACCAACAUGCAUUACUUCAUCUUCUUGCGUCUCCGCCUCUUUGCCUUCUAUUACACGGGAUAGCGAGACCUCUGCGACACGGACUCGCAUGCAUAAUGAGGGCAAGCGGGGUAGGAGUCUUGCAAAGAAGGACCAGGAUGAAAGCGAGAAACUGUGGCGGAGAAUGGUCUUCGGAAGCGACAAUGCUCCAGCAUCUGACACUACGCACGACGAGUACGGAGAGGAACAAGAGAGGAAAUCAGAGACAUUGAUUCCGUCCUCUAUUGCUGUCGCAUCGCUCAGCUCAACACCGUUCCAAUCGGUAUCUGGACUUACCUCACGCGCGAGCGAUAGCGUACGAGAUGCAGCAAGCCGCGCACUACUUCAAACGUCUCCAGGGUCCAUGCCACCGCUGAUUACAUCCCCCCUACCACGACGCAAUGCCGUCGGUCCUCUACAGGGAUCGAGGGAAGGUGAAGAGAGCAACAAAGCUCUGCAGACGGCUGAGUUCAGCGGUUUCGGAGAAAUGUCGGUGACUCAUACAUCUCUACUGAACAACGUGUCCUACGACGUUGAUGCUAGUCCUUCGCGGACUUCCGGUGACCUGAGGGCGUUCCACGAUGGCCUGGAGCGGCGAUAUGGCUGCAGAAACGAUCGUUUCGGGCGGGUUCAGGCGAGGAGCGAACAUCCGUCCAUAUACGAGAUCCCGGUGAGCAGCGAACACGGCUUGGAUUUGGUGGAUCCCGACAGGAUAUAGCGAGCAUGCUGCAUUUAAUUCGAGACGUGGUGUUACAUGGGACUCUCAAGAUUUUCGUUUGCCUCACUUUCAUGCCUAAGCAGCAUCUCGU
This is a messenger RNA of Trematosphaeria pertusa, 2477 nucleotides long. RefSeq lists its product as uncharacterized. Bases 170 to 2386 code for a protein of 738 amino acids. Lineage: Eukaryota; Fungi; Ascomycota; Dothideomycetes; Pleosporales; Trematosphaeriaceae. The transcript is spliced from 2 exons. The record is from RefSeq and is a predicted model, not a curated record.